CCCCUGGGGCGGGGGGGCAGGCAGGGGUCGGGCCAGGGCUCCGCAGCAGCAGCUCAGGAAGGCCCCCUUCCUGGGCUGGGAGGAGCCAGAGAGGCCCCUGCCAGCCUGUCACAGGCUCCUGGCACCGGCAUUGGCUCUGACUUUCACACACAGGCGUGCGCGCGCACACACACACACACACACACACACACAUACACACUCACACUCACACUGGCAGGCGCCCUCUUGGUGGCCUCCACGGUCUCAUCUUCAGACAUACAGGUCCUGCCUCCCAGGCUCAAAGCCGGCUCCGUAGGGGACACAGUGACAUGAGAGUCACAACACAGACCCACCUUCUGGCCUGCUCCCUCCUCUGCCUCCUCUCAAAGGUGUGUGCCCAGCUGUGCCCAACACCGUGUGUCUGCCCCUGGCCGCCACCCCGGUGCCCACCGGGGGCGCCCCUGGUGCUGGACGGCUGCCGCUGUUGCCGGGUAUGUGCCCGGCGGCUGGGGGAGCCCUGCGACCAUCUCCACGUCUGCGACCCCAGCCAGGGCCUGAUCUGCCAGCCCGGGGCGGGCCCUGGUGGCCGAGGGGCCGUGUGCCUCUGGGGAGAGGAUGACGGGAGCUGUGAGGUGAACGGCCGCCUGUACCGAGAUGGGGAGACCUUCCAGCCCCACUGCAGCGUCCGCUGCCGCUGUGAGGACGGUGGCUUCACCUGUGUGCCACUGUGCAGUGAUGACGUCCGGCUGCCCAGCUGGGACUGCCCACGUCCCAGGAGGGUUGAGGUCCCCGGCAAAUGCUGCCCAGAGUGGGUGUGUGACCAGGGAGGGGGCCUGGGGGUCCAGCCCCUCCCAGCCCAAGGUCCCCAGUUUUCCGCCAUCCCCUGCCCAGAAUGGAGCACGGCCUGGGGCCCCUGCUCAACCACCUGCGGGCUGGGCGUGGCCACCCGGGUGUCCAACCAGAACCGCCUCUGCCGCCUGGAGACCCAGCGCCGCCUGUGCCUGCCUGCUCCCUGCCCCGCUGCCGGCGGCCCGCGGAACAGUGCCUUUUAGAGCCAGGCUGGGAACGGAGGCUUGGUGCCUACGCUGCCCAGCAGGCAGCCCUGAGCCUGGACCCUGAGCAGACGGCAGAUGGCCCCUCCCCUCCCCCUUGACUGGGGCACCGGCAUCCGGGCACCGGCAUCCAGGCUCCCGGGGGGACAGGAAUGUUCACAAGCCAUCGGUCCAUCUGGACCCUGAGAUAGAGCUGGGAUGUAUGCCCCAGUCUCCCGUCCUCUACCUCACAGCCUAGGGGGCUGGCCAAGGUCUCCGGGGUCUUCUGAUCCAUUCCCAGCCUCCACGCAGCCUUUCCCACACACAUGCAUGGCAGGCUGUCAGCAGAUAAGGCGACCAGCUGUCCCUUCAUCAUCAGGCCAAGGCAGGUGCUGGGCUGGACUGGCUAUUUUUCAGGGGGUGGUGAAGAGGGGCACACAGAUAUUGUGAGUCCCCUGCCCCCUUUCCUGGAGUUGACACAAAAACGUGCCCAGAUACAUGUCUAUGCAAGAGCUUGUAGGUCGGGCUCGUGCCGUCUGGGAAAGCCCUCCCCACCCAAGGGCAGAAUUCAGAGGCUGCGUUCUUUGUGAAAGUCGCAGGGUGAAGUCACACUGUCUUGAAGAAAGUCAGAAAGCAGGCCUGAAAGGGAUCUGCUAAACCCAACUUACAUUAAUGAGAAUGAACGUUCCGCGAGCACCUGCAACGUGCCAGGCACUGAGCUAGACACUAUAUAACGGUUGGUGCUUCGCAACAUUUAAGACCAGAGAAAAUCAGGGGAGAAUGAAGGCCAUCCCCCCCCGGAGACUGGGGAACACGGCCUGAAAUAAACCCACCCGAGUGUGAAA
Molecule: messenger RNA, 1855 nt
Organism: Suricata suricatta (meerkat)
Lineage: Eukaryota; Metazoa; Chordata; Mammalia; Carnivora; Herpestidae
Gene: CCN5
Product: cellular communication network factor 5
Exons: 5
Coding region: 309-1031 (240 amino acids)
Biological process (GO): cell adhesion; signal transduction
Cellular component (GO): extracellular region; extracellular matrix
Molecular function (GO): heparin binding; integrin binding
Source: RefSeq, a predicted model, not a curated record